This is a messenger RNA of Pimephales promelas (fathead minnow), 1407 nucleotides long. NCBI's taxonomy places the organism in Eukaryota, Metazoa, Chordata, Actinopteri, Cypriniformes, Leuciscidae. The record is from RefSeq and is a predicted model, not a curated record.
AAAACCAGUUAGUUACACAUAAUGUAUUUAACUUGAACUCUGAUAUCUUAUGGAUAAUGAGAGCAACAUCGUUUCAGAACCAAGGACAGCUCUCGACAGUCAACAUGAUCUCCGCGGUGACGAAGGAUCGCGUGCAGGCACUCAUGACCAGUUUGACAUCUGAAGUGAUGGACACCACUACAACUUUGCCGACGCUAAGUUUUAUGGACAACGAGACCAGAUGCGGACAUCCGAUUUUGAAUUACGGACAUGUUGAGAAAGUGCUCGUCGGAGGAGUUCUGACCUUGCUUACCCUUUUAACAGUUUGCGGGAAUCUUCUGGUGGUCAUUUCAGUGUGUUUCGUGAAGAAACUAAAGCAACCUUCUAAUUAUUUAAUCGUUUCUCUGGCCGUUGCAGACCUUUCGGUGGCGGUGGUCGUCAUGCCGUUUGUCAGCAUCACUGACCUCAUCGGAGGACAGUGGAUUUUUGGUCGUGUUUUCUGUAAUGUUUUUAUCGCCAUGGACGUGAUGUGCUGCACCGCUUCAAUAAUGACACUGUGUGUCAUUAGCAUAGACAGAUACCUGGGCAUUACUAAGCCAUUGACGUAUCCUAUGAGACAGAGUGGAAAGUGCAUGGCCAAAAUAGUGCUUUCUGUAUGGCUUCUCUCUGCCUCCAUCACCCUACCCCCACUGUUUGGAUGGGCUCAGAAUGUCAAUGAUGACAAUGUGUGUCUGAUCAGCCAGGACCUGGGCUACACUAUAUACUCCACUGCCGUGGCUUUCUACAUCCCCAUGUCCGUGAUGCUCAUUAUGUAUUACCGGAUAUACAGGGUGGCGAAGGUGAGUGCCGCCAAGCACACGAUCGCUGGCUUUCCCAAAGCGGAAGACGAGGAAAGCGUGAACUGCGUGACUGCGGCCCUAAAGCUGCAGAGGGAGGUGAAAGAGUGCGUGAGCUUUUCUCGCCGUCUCAAAAGUAAUCGUAAAAACAUCUCCAUCUUCAAAAGGGAGCAGAAGGCGGCGGCCACCCUUGGGAUUGUCGUGGGGGCUUUCGCCGUGUGCUGGAUGCCCUUCUUCCUGCUGUCCACGGCGCGUCCGUUCAUCUGUGGGGUGCAAUGCAGCUGCGUGCCUCUGUGGGUGGAGAGGACGCUGCUGUGGCUAGGCUAUGCCAACUCACUCAUAAACCCCUUCAUUUAUGCAUUCUUCAACAGGGACCUUCGGACCACCUACCACAACCUCAUUCGCUGCCGCUAUCGGAACAUCAACCGCAAGCUCUCGGCAGCCAGCAUGCACGAGGCUUUGAAACUUGCUGAGAGACCUGACCUGGUGCUGUAGGCUGUCUGUACCCUUCAUGUCUCUCUAGGGACUGAUGCAGGCACACGGAGGCUGAGAGACGUUUUUGACAAAUUCCUUAUUGCUCUCGAGCAGGAGC